CGCUUGAUUCACGUUGCAGAUAAUCGAUAACGCCUUCCUUAUAGUACCACAGUUCACUGAUCGAUUUGCCAUAGCCUGCCCACAGACUUUGCGAGAACAUGGCUGACACGAACAACUCCUUUGUGAUUCCAAAUGCCAUGAUACAUGUGAUUGAUCCAGAACGGGACAAUACUUUCCGUGCUCUAGCAGCUACCAGUGGAUACCUCAAAGCGCAGAGUCGGAACAAAAUUCUCUUGAAAUGUACACAAUGUGAAACGGAAAUGGAGAAACCUCGGAAAUGCUCAAAGUGCAGGAGUGUUUUGUAUUGCUCAACAGAGUGCCAAAAGAAAAACUGGCCCACCCACAAACGGAUAUGUCACGAAGUCGAACAUUCCUCGGGAGUGCUCAAACUCGUUCGGAUGUUCAGUGUAAAUCCAUUGCUCAUGAUGUACCUCAAAGUUGCUAUCGUUCUCGACUGUAACCUGCUCAACAAUCCCCGGAUCGGAUUCGAGGUGCCGUUCGUGGCACAUGUUGAUAUUGCCUUAGAGCCAAGUGACAUUUUUGACUUCGUUGGAUUGUAUUUCGAUGACAAGGUUGUUCGGGAUAAACUCCAAGGGAUGGUGCAAGUCAACGCCAUGACUCCGUGGUACACGGGUAUGCAGGGUGCGCGCCCCCUCACACCGCAGCGAAUGAACCAAUGGCGCGAGGUCCGAGCAAGGCAUAAUGCAGAUGGUUACACCAAAGAUCCUGUUGGACUCUUAGAUUUCUCCUCUGCGGGGAUCUCGAGGAACGAUAGAAGAGUAACUUACGCAGUAAGUGUGGGGUGUCAUAUAUCCCCUGUCAUCCUUGAGAUGGCGAUGGAACGUGAGCCCUUCGUACGUGUCUGUCCACUAGCAGGCACUCGGUUCAAGCAACCCAUGAACGCUGAGACAUGUCUAGAGUAUAUUAAUAUACAUAUUCGGGCGGAUACGCAGAACCAGUUGCGUUUACGGACCGAGAUGACAGAGCAAGACAAAGAAGUUAUUCAGGCAGCAGGUCGCGACGAGGACGAAGUCUCCGCUCAUGUCCUCAAAGAGAAGAUGGAAAGAGAAAUCAUGUAUAAUAAUAUCGUUAGACAGGGCAAAGGCGCUCGCGGCCCAGACUCAGAGACACCUCGAGCAAGGCAAAGGAUGAGACCUCGACGUAGUCCCUGCCCUUGUUGCGGGACUUGGGGCUGCAAGGGCCUUGCAGCCCCCAUCGCUCAGCCUAAAGUUCGUUUGUGCAUGUGGGAUUGCAAAAAGGGAGAGUGAGUCUAAUGGUUCAAUAGACAGCAUGCAAGUUUGCUGGCAGGCCAGAAGCUAGAAGAAAAGAAAAUACUUUCAUAAGAGCAGGCUUCUCUCCUCCGCCCGUCACACUUGAAUUCAAGUUAGCAUUGUACUAUACUGUAUUACAUAUAGGGACCUUACUUCGGCUGGAUCUGUUGAAAUUUCACAUCAUUUUGAACUUUGAA
Messenger RNA from Suillus subalutaceus, 1468 nucleotides. RefSeq lists its product as uncharacterized. The transcript has 7 exons. Gene Ontology annotation, molecular function: DNA-binding transcription factor activity, RNA polymerase II-specific. Bases 99 to 1268 code for a protein of 389 amino acids. NCBI's taxonomy places the organism in Eukaryota, Fungi, Basidiomycota, Agaricomycetes, Boletales, Suillaceae. The record is from RefSeq and is a predicted model, not a curated record. Gene Ontology annotation, cellular component: nucleus. Gene Ontology annotation, biological process: regulation of transcription by RNA polymerase II.